CUCAUUUUUCCCCACUCACUCACUACUCUACUCUCUCCUUAUAUUAGACCACCCCCCAACACCCUCUCUCAAUUCCUUAAUUUAGUAGCCACCGCCACCGUAGAAGGCCACUCCGACCAGCCAGCGGCCGCCGUGAGAUAGCCAGAGAACUAGAAUAACUAUAGCUAGCUAGGAAGGAAUAAUCUUUCUAUAUAUUUUCUAGCAGUUAUGUCGGUGAAGGGGAAGGACUGCGGGAAGCACGGGUACGGGAGGAAGAGGUUAUUCCGGCGGAUAUGUGCGGGGCUGCUGAUAUUCAACUUCAUACUGCUGGUGACGAUCCUUCUGGUGUGGGCCAUCCUCCAACCCAAGAAGCCGCGGUUCGUGCUGCAGGACGUGACCGUCUAUGCCUUCAACGCCUCGGUCCCGAACUUGCUCACAUCUAACUUCCAGAUCACCCUCUCCUCCCGCAACCCUAAUGACAAGAUGGGCAUCUACUACGACCGCCUCGACGUCUACGCCACCUACCACAGCCAGCAGAUCACUCUCCGGACCCGCAUCCUCCCCAGCUACCAGGGCCACAAGGAGGUGGAUGUAUGGUCCCCGUUCAUCUACGGGACGAGCGUGCCGGUGGCGCCGUACAACUCGCUGGCCCUAGCCCAGGACCAGUCAGCCGGCAUGGUCAACGUGCUGAUCAAGAUCGAUGGGCGGGUGCGGUGGAAGAUCGGUACGUUCAUCACUGGGCGUUACCACCUCUAUGUCAAGUGCCCUGCCUACAUCUCCUUCGGCAGCCGGAGCAGCGGCAUCUCCGUCGGGAGCAACGCGGUGAAGUACCAGCUCGUGCAGCGCUGCAGCGUUAACGUCUGACCGACCGACAGACUGACUACGUACGCCCUGUUAAUAAAGAAACGUCGACUUUAAUUUCCCUUUUUAAAUUUAUUUUCGUCUAAUUUUUUUACCCUUUCUUUCUGUGAUAUUCUCGGAUCUGGUGUCGGCGAUUUAGAUAAAAGUGAAAGGCGAGUCCUCGGAGUGUGUAUAUUGUGGUGGUCUGAUGAUUGCAAAUAAGCGGAGGAGAUGAAAGGGACAAAUAGGGAAAAUUGCAGCCCGUGACAAGUUGUAUACCUUUUUCUUAAAUAUUACAAAAGAAAUUAAAAAGAAUGUGUAAUAAUUAUAUCAAUGCUUCAUCAAUCAAUAUAUCAAUUUAUGUGUACAAAGAGAGAGAGAGAGAGAGAUAACAAUCGAGUGGCCAGCGGAGGUUGCGGUGUCAUUUUCUUCCUAUGUUUAUAUAUGCGCAGCUGGGUUAUUCUGGACU
Messenger RNA from Punica granatum (pomegranate), 1288 nucleotides. Lineage: Eukaryota; Viridiplantae; Streptophyta; Magnoliopsida; Myrtales; Lythraceae. The record is from RefSeq and is a predicted model, not a curated record.